Penicillium maclennaniae is the source of this 1548-nucleotide messenger RNA. RefSeq names its product WD40 repeat domain-containing protein. The record is from RefSeq and is a predicted model, not a curated record. The transcript has 3 exons. Gene Ontology annotation, cellular component: Set1C/COMPASS complex. Gene Ontology annotation, molecular function: histone binding. The coding region runs from base 1 to 1548 and encodes 515 amino acids. NCBI's taxonomy places the organism in Eukaryota, Fungi, Ascomycota, Eurotiomycetes, Eurotiales, Aspergillaceae.
AUGGACAAUGCGCACCCCAAAUCCCGCAGGCGCGAUCCUCGCUCUCAGUCGCCUGUCGAAUCAUCGGCCGAUGAACUAGCCGCGGGCUCUGAACACGACGAGGCCGAGCGCCGGAGAGCAAGCUGGAACGCGCAGAAGAAUUUCACCCCGCAACGCCCAAAUACGAAAGAACGUCGAUACAGAGAGACCGAGAGCCCUGAUGAACUCGCCAUUAAUGCCGACGAAUACUGGCGCAGUUCCCGCAACCGUCGCAGCCCUUCACCUAUCAAUCGCGGGGGGGAGCUAAGUAGCCGAGAGGGACGGUCUCAGGAUGAGUCGGCUAGCCCAGGCGGUGAUCGGACGAGCAACGAGGGUGCGGAUCAUGCUGCGAACCACGAUGGCAGCAUGUCAGACCGCGACAGUGACUCAUUACCUUCUGUGGCGGGCCCGCCUCCGAAGCCUGAACACUUGAACUACAGAGAGAAGUUUGUCCUUCGCGGGCACUUGCGCGGCGUGUCCGCGGUGCAAUUCUCGCCGGACUGCUCUAUGAUUGCCAGUGCCGGUGCCGAUGCCGCUGUCAAGGUCUGGGAUACAGCGACUGGUCGACUGAUUUAUACAUUCGAGGGCCAUCUGGCUGGUAUUUCCACAAUUGCUUGGAGUCCCGAUGGCCAAUGGAUAGCCUCUGGAUCUGAUGAUAAGACGAUUCGCUUCUGGAACGUGACUACGGGUCGAGCUCAUACCAAGAAUUUUAUCGGCCACCACAAUUACGUCUACCAAAUGGCAUUCACGCCCAAGGGUAACAUUCUGGUCAGCGGGUCCUACGACGAAGCCGUCUUCAUGUGGGAUGUCCGUCGCGCCCGCGUUAUGCGCUCCCUCCCCGCCCACUCCGACCCCGUCGCCGGCAUCGAUGUCGUCCAUGACGGUACCCUGAUCGUGUCAUGUGGACUGGACGGUCUCGUUCGUGUUUGGGACACACACAGUGGUCAGUGUCUGCGGACACUGGUUUACGAAGACAGCCCACCCGCCACCUGUGUCAAGUUCUCGCCUAAUGGUAAGUACAUUUUGGCGUGGACACUUGAUGGUUGCGUGCGGAUGUGGAACUACGUGGAGGGUCGCGUUGUCAAGACUUUCCAAGGUCAUGUCAAUGUCAAAUACAGUCUAUCUGGAUGCUUUGGGUUUUACGGCCAACCCGGUGUGGAAUACUCGCCUCCUCUGUCCUUCGCUGUCAGUGGAAGUGAAGACGGGGCCAUUCUUUGCUGGGACCUUGUAAGCAAGAAUGUUCUCCAGCGUAUCGAGGGUCAUACCGAUGUCGUCCUUGGCGUGCACUCUGGCAAAUUGAAUGGUCAGCGCCUGCUUGUUAGCUGCGGCUUGGAUAAGACGGUUCGGGUGUGGGAGGAGGUUCUCGAGAAUCAGGGGCAGGAUGCUUCACCUGCUGAAUUUGCAUCUUUCACCGAACCCAUGCAAAAUGGUGUCUCGGAGAACGAUGGAGAUGGAGAUGAUGCAAUGGCCGAUGCUCCUCCCGUUCCGUCUGCUGCAACCACGCCUGCGGGGGAUGUUAUGAUGACAUGA